Messenger RNA from Lipotes vexillifer (Yangtze River dolphin), 1909 nucleotides. It is a transcript of the gene TRIM69, whose product is annotated as tripartite motif containing 69. Lineage: Eukaryota; Metazoa; Chordata; Mammalia; Artiodactyla; Lipotidae. Gene Ontology annotation, molecular function: protein binding. The transcript has 7 exons. The record is from RefSeq and is a predicted model, not a curated record. Bases 352 to 1854 code for a protein of 500 amino acids.
CCAGAAAUGGGGAUAUGUGACCCUUAAGAUUAGACUGCCACCUUGGAUCUAAAUGAGUUGCCUUCCCCUCCCUCACAAAAAAUGGUGGGCAGGUAGGCCAUUCCAGUCAGGGUUUCUCUUUCUCUUAAGCUAAUGAUGAUCAAAGCAACUGACAAACUGUCACGGAAUCUGCCAGACCUCACUCUGGCCUUCCCUGCCUCCCAGCUCCUGAACUAUCCCUCUCAUCAUGCUCUGGGCCCAUUCUUAGCAAACUAACAGGUCACAGACUUCUGGUCUGCAAACAUCCUAGGCCUAUUGAGCUCUGGUCCAAGUGCCUGCCUCUGUCCCCUGGUGGCCUGAUGAUAGAGCUUCAUGGAGGUAUCUUCCAACCCCUCUGUCAACACUGACCCAGAAAACUACGUUGAAGUGAAUGAUUUCAUCACCCAGAUACCCUCUAAAGUGCAGAUACAAGAUAUUACUAUGGAGUUACACUGCCCACUGUGUAAUGAUUGGUUUUGUGAUCCACUGAUGCUAAGCUGUGGCCACAACUUCUGUCAGUCUUGUAUCCAAAACUUUUGGAAGCAGCAAGCAAAAGAAACAUUCUGUCCUGAGUGUAAGAUGCUAUGCCAAUACAGCAACUGUACAUUUAACCUUGUACUGGAGAAGCUGGUAGAGAAGAUUAAGAAGCUACCCCUAUUCAAGGGCCAUCCACAGUGCCCAGAGCAUGGAGAGAACCUGAAACUGUUCAGUAAGCCAGACGGGAAACUGAUAUGCUUUCAAUGCAAAGAUGUUCAAUUGUCUGGGGGGCAGUCUAAAGAAUUCCUGCAGAUCUCUGAUGCUGUCCGUUUCUUCACGGAGGAGCUUACUAUCCAUCAGGGUCAACUGAAGGCAACCCUGAAGGAACUUCAGUCCCUGAGGAACAUGCAGAAAGAUGCUAUUGCUGCUCACAAGGAAAACAAGCUACAUCUGCAGCAACACAUCUCCUUGGAGUUUCUAAAGCUGCAUCAGUUCCUGCACAGCAAAGAAAAGGACGCUUUAAAUGAGCUCCGAGAAGAGGGGAAAGCCUUGAAUGAGGAGAUGGAGCUGAAUCUAAGCCACAUUCAAGAACAGUGCCUCCUAGCCAGGGAGAUGUUGGUGAGCAUCCAGGCACGGAUGGAACAGCAGAACUCCUUCGACUUUCUCAAAGACAUCACACCUCUCUUGGAUAGCUUGGAGCAAGGAAUGAGGGUGCUGACACCCAGAGAGCUUAUCUCCAGAAAGCUGAACCCAGGCCUAUUCAAAGGUCCCAUCCAGUAUAUGAUGUGGAGGGAAAUGCAGUCCACUCUCUCUCCAGGCCUAUCUCCAUUAACUCUGGACCCUAAAACUGCUCACCCAAAUCUAGUGCUCUCUAAAAACCAAACCAGUGUGUGGCAUGGUGACAUUAAGCAGGUAAUGCCUGAUGAUCCAGAGAGGUUUAACUCAAGUGUGGCUGUGCUGGGCUCAAAAGGCUUCACAUCUGGAAGGUGGUACUGGGAAGUAGAAGUAGCAAAGAAGACAAAAUGGACAGUUGGAGUCGUCAGAGAAUCCAUCCUUCGGAAGGGCAGCUGUCCUCUAACUCCUGAGCAAGGAUUCUGGCUUUUAAGACUAAGGAACCAAACUGAUCUAAAGGCUCUGGAUUUGCCUUCCUGUAGUAUGAAACUGACUAACAAUCUCAACAAGGUGGGCAUAUACCUGGAUUAUGAGGGAGGGCAGGUAUCCUUCUACAAUGCUAAAACUAUGACCCACAUUUACACCUUCAGUAGCACUUUCAUGGAGAAACUUUAUCCCUACUUCUGCCCUUGCCUUAAUGAUGGUGGAGAGAAUAAAGAACCAUUGCAUAUCUUACAUCCACAGUAACUUGUCAUACUAUUGUAUAAAUUCAGAGUAUUAUUAAAGAGGUAUUGAAAUAGUU